Spathaspora passalidarum NRRL Y-27907 is the source of this 1596-nucleotide messenger RNA. RefSeq names its product Hsk3p (gene HSK3). The coding region runs from base 514 to 777 and encodes 87 amino acids. Gene Ontology annotation, cellular component: DASH complex. Gene Ontology annotation, biological process: attachment of spindle microtubules to kinetochore. NCBI's taxonomy places the organism in Eukaryota, Fungi, Ascomycota, Pichiomycetes, Serinales, Debaryomycetaceae. The transcript has a single exon. The record is from RefSeq and is a predicted model, not a curated record.
GAGUACUACAGCAAGUUUUAUAAGAUGAUGUUGGAAAAGGAGAUAGAAAGUCGCAGGGGGGGAAGGAGCGCGGAAGUGUAGGUCAAAUUGUUUCAUGUGAGUAUAUAAUGUCUAUUAACGAUUAUAUUGUAAUUGUAAUUGGGAAAUAGCCAUGCGGAUAUAUACCUUCCGUUUGAUUACGGGAUGACAACUGUGAUUAUUUUUUAGUUGUUGUUUUUGACAGUCCGUUACUUCCACACACACCUGUUGUAAGGUCUAUAAUAACAAGUUACUACAGUUAGCAAUACGGUGAUUGAAGUCCGGUUAUGAGCUAUGUGGAUAGGCAGCUUGGUUUGUCAACUCAAGCACUCACACCACCGCCCAUUACCACCAACAUUUCUCUGCUCCGUUAAAUCUCGGAACCGAUUUUCUUUACACUUUUUUCUUCGCGCUUACACAAUUAUUUACAACCAACUCUUAAACCAAAACAAUACAAUCUAAUACAAACGCACACGCAAACUACACCUGUCAAUAAUGUCUAACAAGUCGCAAGAGGUGGAAAAACAAGCAGAAAGACAACUAAGUCAUCUAAACUCCCAAGUGGGGCAACUACAUGCUAACAUUGCUGAUUUUCAUGAAUUACUAACUACUACCGCAAGUCAAUAUGAAAUGAUUGAGAAAUUGGGGAAAAUGCAGGCACAUUUCUUAUUAGCCGCUAAUCUGUAUUUUGAAGAGGAAAACUCGAGAGAUGAUGUUGAUGCUGAUGCUGAAACUGGUGGAAAUACUCCCUAUGUUUAAGCUGAGUGUGUGUGGGUAAGUUGACCGUUAUUCUUAUUUCUACUAAUAUAUGCGAAAUAGAGUUGGCAAACUUCAAAGAUUAAACUAUUGAUUUUAUAACAGAUAUUUAUUACUGUCUCGAUUAAAAAGGAUUAUUCAACCUCGCUUACGGACAGUGUAUGCCAUAAUUUUUCUGACCAUUUUGGAACCAAAAAGGUACUUAGAGAAGACGUGGUGUCUUUAUUGCUAAUAAGGUACUCCAGGGCUACUGUAUUGCUGUAUUUCUGUGCUAUAACGAUUCUGCGGAAUACCAGAGAAACUGGGUUGUUCUUGCGUGCUGGUGGUACAAAGAAUAUGACACGUCGUCAAUCCGUAUAAAACUUUUAUAUUAAAGGUAUAAGUAUAUAACUAUGUACACGAUAGAGUACAUCCACCUACUCUGAUUUGGCUGCAGCUUUUGCUUGUUCGGCUUCUCGUCUCUUCUUCUCCCUAUACAUUUCAUAAAUCUGUCUCUUCUCCUUCUUUUCUUCAAUAAGAAUAUCGCGUUCAAUAUCCAAAUACUUUUGCUUUUGAUACUUUGCAACACAUCCCAUGCUGGCAUCAUUGGCCUCCUUGCAAUGUUUCAUACCUUCUACGGGAUUCCCAUACUUAUUUGAACAUUCAACAUAUGCUUUGAUUAAUUCAUCACAUCUGGCAAAUGUUUUGGUUCUCCAUCUGUCAAAGAUUAAUUUUUCUUCUUUGGGUGUAAUUAUCCAUGGUGGAAGAUUAGGAUCACUUGGUAAUUCUAUACCUUCGAAUGAUUUCUUACUCAUUUGUGCUAUGACUAUUGAUUAAGAUCAG